AUGGUAGAACGGACAGACUUCGAGCGUGCCACCAUUCAGGACAUCUUCUCCAAGAUUGACUAUGAUGUUGUGGGCCCCACAGGUCUUUCCAGGUGUUUGGUUGUCUACCUCUGGACUCAGAGGUAUUUUGGUAACUUUUGAAACCUGUACAACACCAAUGCUAUCACUUCAAACCCCAUGGUUGCAGCUCACUGGAAAGUGUUCCUGCAUGGCAUGGACUGGGCUGUGAAGAACAUGGACAACAUCAAGGAAACCUAUUCGGAACUGAGCGUGCCGCACUACGAGAAGCUGCACGUGGACCUUGGCAAUUUCAAGGGCCUGCGUUUUAACCGUACUUUGACCAUACUCUCACUGUCCAACAAUCAUAUCAGAGCUGCAGGAGCGGCCCAUCUGGCUGCGACACUGGGGGAGUUUGCUCUAACUCAUGAAGAAGUUGUGGAGCGGAGGAAGCUGCUAUGGGAGAGAAGGCAGUCAUCUCUGCAGUCGUCUUUUGUGGUGGAUUCCAACAGAUCACCUGCAGAUCAACUCCCCUCAGUACUCAGCAGCCCUUCACUGAGCAGCAGCAAGGCCAAAAAGAAGGAAGCAGACAAAAAAGGCGAGAAACCAGCGGCUAAUAAGGACAACUAAAAGCCUAGCAAAAAACAUAACUACUUCUAUUAUACUGAAUAUAAACGCUUGUUCUUAAA
Messenger RNA from Notolabrus celidotus (New Zealand spotty), 686 nucleotides. Its product is annotated as hemoglobin subunit beta-2-like. The record is from RefSeq and is a predicted model, not a curated record. Gene Ontology annotation, cellular component: haptoglobin-hemoglobin complex; blood microparticle; hemoglobin complex. Gene Ontology annotation, biological process: oxygen transport; hydrogen peroxide catabolic process. NCBI's taxonomy places the organism in Eukaryota, Metazoa, Chordata, Actinopteri, Labriformes, Labridae. The transcript has 5 exons. Gene Ontology annotation, molecular function: peroxidase activity; oxygen carrier activity; oxygen binding.